AAAAACCAAUAUUAUUUUCUCCAAUGGGUCUCACAGAGAAUUUUUCAGCAACUUCUCUGUCUACUGGAAACCCAUGUUUAGAUUUCUUCUUUCACGUUGUCCCUAACACCCCACCUCAAGAAUUAUUGAAAAGAUUGGAACUUUCUUGGAAACGUGAUGCUUUGACAACCCUUAAGCUUAUUUGCAAUUUAAGGGGUGUUAGAGGCACUGGCAAAUCAGACAAAGAAGGGUUUUAUACUGCUUCUUUAUGGCUUCACAAUUACCAUCCUAAAACCCUAGCAUGCAAUAUUAAAGCCAUUGCCGAUUUCGGGUAUUUUAAGGAUGUGUUGGAGAUUUUGUAUAGAAUUCUUGAGGGUCAUGAAGGUAGAAAGAAUGAAAAAGCAGAGUGGAUGGAAAAGAAAAGAAUUGGUUUUUUGGAGGGUUUAAAGGAGAAAAAAGAUAGGGUUCCUAAGGGAAAGGACCAAAGAAUUCGACUGAAAAAGACUAUGGCUAAGGCAAAGAAAUAAUUGGACAGAUGCACAC
Molecule: messenger RNA, 522 nt
Organism: Nicotiana tabacum (common tobacco)
Lineage: Eukaryota; Viridiplantae; Streptophyta; Magnoliopsida; Solanales; Solanaceae
Source: RefSeq, a predicted model, not a curated record